Tuber aestivum (summer truffle) is the source of this 2463-nucleotide messenger RNA. NCBI's taxonomy places the organism in Eukaryota, Fungi, Ascomycota, Pezizomycetes, Pezizales, Tuberaceae. The record is from the annotation of a GenBank genome assembly.
AUGCUCUCCCGCCGUUACACGAUUUCUUCACCCUCUCCGAACCCGCCCGGCAGAGACAAGAGCCGGGUUAGACGAGCAAAAAGCACAUCUCAUCCCGCAGCUACUAGGUCUGAGCUGCUCGCUCCGCAACAAAGGAGUCGGCAGGCAGUGGCUGCAGCUCAAAGAGCCUAUGACGAUGCUAUCCAACGCCGUAACCCCAAACGCGAACACACCAUUUUUCGCAGCUCUAGUGUUAGAUUCCUGCCUCCUAUCGAUGACCGGAACAAAACGAGUGACCCAGGUGGAUUCCACUCCGUUAACAGGCAGGAGCCAGAACGAUCCGACCUGGGCUCAUAUGUUUCGUAUAUAGCUGCCGGUGCCGCCGGUUCGACCUGUGCCGGUCAAGAGAACACCGCCAGUACGAGGCUGAGGACUUUGAAGCAACCGGGUGACGGAAAUGGGGCAUUCCAACUGCCUACAUCCUCUGGCUCACAUACCCGCCGUGCCAUGAAUCUAUCUGAUCUGGGAGCGGACUACUAUUCUUCUCCGGGAUCCCCUGUGCCAUCUACACCGUCUUCUUACCGUCGUCUCCGAAAAGCAAAAUCGGUUUUCAGUGUCAGUCAGAUGCAUCCUCAGCGGGCGCAAGAUAAGCCAUCCGCUGCACUCCCCCCCGAACUCUCAUCAAGGGAAGCAAUGAUGAUGAAUCGGAGGAAAUCGACGUCUUUUCUUCGCGGGGGUACAGAAUUCAUGCCCGACUCGAUGCGCCGUCAAUUGGAGGAAGCGGGAGAGGACAGGCCAUCCCAGCAGCAGCAGCAGCAGCCAUACGUCAAGGAGCGAAAACCAUUCUACCUAUCGGCAUCCUGUAGGAGGAGCCAAAAACCGGUUGCGUUUCCUGAAACAGUGCGUGCCAAGAAGGUGCCCAAAGAGCAAUCAACAGAUUUCAUAUCCGUUAGAAAGGCUAUGAGUGAAACGGCGAGGAAAGUGUUUGGGUCCAUGAAGCGAGUUUUUGGAGUUCGUGGGAAGCUUGAGGAUGCAUUUCCUGAGCAGCAUGUUCCUGCCUCUCGAUAUCAUUUCAGUGAUUUCGUUCCGCCAUCAGAUCUUCACAGCGAUAUCAGGGACAUUCCCGAACCCGGUAGUAUUCGGAUCCGCUCCAACAUCGUCUCCCGAGCUCCCACAUUUCGUACAGUACCUUCAUUUGAGAUGCUUCAUUCCAUUGCCGGUUCCAUCCGAGACGUCACUCCUAACCCACCCCAGUCACCUGUCUCCACCAUAAGAGGCGUUUCCGUGCCUACGGAUGGCACUUCCACUUGGAAUUCAACCCUAGAUAGACAAUCUGCACCGAAGAAGAGACUUUCUAUCAUUGAUGAAAACGCUCCACACAGGAUCCGAGAGAGCCUAUAUGAGCCAUCAGUGGUGGUGGAGCCGACUCAGCCUAGGUAUGAAGCGAGGAGAGUGUACUCGGCCUUGAUGAAGCGCCUGGAUGAAGGGCCAACCAAUGCGCCACAAGAGGGUCAGAAGUAUACUUGCGGCCCGGGGCACGGGUCUCCGGGGUCUGGGUGUUAUAUGGCCCCAGGCCUAGGUUUGAGCCCGGAAGAGGAAACUAUGUUUACAGAACCAGACAGAUCCAAGCCAGGUAUAUCGGCAACAGCAGCGACGACAAUCAGGAAGUCAGCUGCCCAGAAAUGGGGCCAUCCAGCAGGACCUAGUCGAGAUAAGAACUCCGAUCCAUUCUACAUCCCGCCCGUUCCACAAAUCCCGGUAUUGUAUAGUCCAACAGUACACAAGGCGCAGAACAUAGAUUCAAUCACUGCUGGGUGGCAGGAGAAAAUGGAAGGGGCUGACGAGGAACAAGUGAGGCUGAUAGCAGCCCUACAGGCGCUAUCUCCCGUGCCUAGCACACCUCGCGAUAAUGACGUGAAAGACACACAGAACGGUCAUGGAUCAGCCGCGACUUUAAGCAUCACGCCUCCGAGCUCCCAUGCCCCUGCCCCGGUAAGAAGACUCUGCAAAACGAGUUCUACAGCCCUUUUGUCCUCUCCUGCAGGGGGCUCAUUUGGAGACGCACCAAGUCGCUAUAGACGUCCAAAAAGCAUGGGCAUGCUCCGGGCAGAAAGCACUUGCAUCAUGCCUCCACCACCUCUUCGACCUCCCCCAUCGCCGCCUACUAUUAGCGCUACAGCGGGGCAGCCGUCCCGUGAUAGAGACGGGAACGUUGUUGUUGCUGGAGGGAAGUUCAAGAUAAGAGGAAAACUCAGGAUGAGAGACUAUUACCCCAACAAAACCGGGGCUGAAAAUAGCAGUAAGCUGAGAGCUCACUCUGGGAACCAGGGACUCGGUUUAGAGAGGAGUAGAAGUGCUCUCGCCGAGAGAACGAGCCGGGAUAUAGAAAACGCCGUGAAUUCUCAGUUUGGGCCCGUUGUUAAUCGCCGUGCAUCAAAGACGCUGGUAAAAGUUGAGAGCCCUGAGUCUUCUGCAUUUAUUUAG